Messenger RNA from Telopea speciosissima, 1530 nucleotides. Its product is annotated as transcription factor TCP20-like. Gene Ontology annotation, molecular function: DNA-binding transcription factor activity; sequence-specific DNA binding. The coding region runs from base 218 to 1117 and encodes 299 amino acids. The transcript has 2 exons. Gene Ontology annotation, cellular component: nucleus. The record is from RefSeq and is a predicted model, not a curated record. Lineage: Eukaryota; Viridiplantae; Streptophyta; Magnoliopsida; Proteales; Proteaceae.
AGAGAGAGAGAGAGAGAGUCCCAAUCUCCCAAGUAAAUUUUGAAAGGUGGGGUGGGGUUAUCUGGACUUUCUGCAGUUUCAUCUGUUUUUCUUCUCUCUUUGGAACAAGAAGUUGAGUCCUUUCCAAAAACAGUGAAAACCCAUGGAAGGGUAAGACCGUAGGCCUCUUCAGGUCACCUUGAUUUCAAUCAAAGAGGCAAUCUUUUCCGCUGUCGUCAUGGAUCCCAAGGGUUCCAAGCAACCUUCAGAGGUGCCAAAGUUCUUGAGUCUCCCGCAGCCAGACAUGGGUGAUAACAAGCCGGCAGAAAUCAAGGAUUUUCAGAUUGUGAUUGCAGAAAAAGAUGAAGGGAAGAAGCAGUUGGCGCCCAAGAGAAGCUCCAACAAGGAUAGACAUACGAAAGUGGAUGGGAGAGGGAGAAGGAUAAGGAUGCCAGCUCUGUGUGCGGCAAGGAUUUUCCAGUUGACGAGAGAAUUGGGUCACAAAUCUGACGGAGAAACCAUACAGUGGUUGUUGCAGCAAGCAGAGCCAUCGAUCAUCGCCGCGACGGGUACGGGAACGAUUCCGGCCUCGGCCCUAGCUGCUGUUGGGGGCUCUGUUUCUCAGCAGGGAACCUCUGUUUCAGUGGGCUUGCAUCAGAAGAUCGACGAGUUGGGACCAGGUGGAGUUGGGUCCGGAAGUAGGACCAAUUGGACUUUGGUUGGGGGUAAUUUAGGCAGAUCCCAUGUAGCCACAGGGUUAUGGCCCUCUGUCAGCAGCUUUGGUGCAGGGUUUGUUCCUUCCUCAAGUCCGUCCACAUCGAAUUUGCCCAGCGAUAGCUCGAAUUACUUGCCUAGAAUUGGGUUCCACGGGUUUGAACUGCCAGGUUCCAAUCUGAGUCCAAUGAAUUUUGGCUCAAUUCUGGGUGGGAACACUCAGCAGCUUCCGGGAUUGGAGCUUGGGCUUUCGCAAGAUGGCCAUAUUGGGGUUUUGAAUCCUCAAGCCUUAAGCCAGUUUUACCAGCAGAUGGGGCAGAGCCGAGGUGGGGCUGGCCCCAUGCACCAGCAGCAACAGCAGCAACCGCAGCCACAUCAACAGCACCCUCCUGCCAAGGAUGAUUCUCAAGAAUCAGGACAGUAAUUAGUAUAGUGAAGGAGUUUCUAUAGGAGAAUUUUGGAGGAACAGAAAAAAGUAGCACCACUGGAGAAGCUUUCUUUUCUGUGUACAUGCAAGAGUGAGGGAAAGGACAUUAUGAGAAUUCAAUCAUUUUCAUGGAGUUGGAUCAUAGAGACUGGAUAUUGAUUAUUGGGUCUGCUCCUUUUCUCUCCUCAGCUUCGUCAAAGUCUCCAAAUACAGGUGAAGUGAAAAUUUGCAGAGCUACAUGGCUUGGGGUUGGACUUAAUUUCUUUUUUAUUUCAAGGUGUUUUCCCUAUAUAUUGUAAGCUAUCUCCAAUCAUUUAUUAUUAGGUCUGAACAGAAUGAUGGUCAGCUUGUUUGUGAAAUAACAGAGGGUUUUGUUUUUAAUCUUUUUUUUUUUUUUUUUGAUAAGCAUG